UAUUUUACAUACAUAUAUACAUAGGCGACAAUCCCAAUCUCAAUCUGAUUGCUGCUGUUAUCUGCUGUAACAUAAUAUCUCUCUCUCCCUGCUCAGCCCACAGGCACAGCACAAACCAAAAGCCUUUCUCUGUCAUAAUCUAAUUUGUUGUUGACAGAUCUCUUGUUUUGGUUUGCAUUUUUUCUUCUCAAGAUUUUAAAAUACAAAGCUCCAAUCUUUCAACUCUAAUGGAGGAUCGUAAGGAGAAGAACGCGCCGUGGCUAUCAGUGCCCCAGUUUGGGGACUGGGACCAGAAGGGUCAAGUGCCUGACUACUCUCUCGAUUUCUCAAAAAUCAGGGAAAUGAGGAAGCAAAACAAGAGGGAUGUAUCCCGAGCAAGUCUUGGAAAUGAGGAAGAGCUCAUUGCCCCAACUACCACCACCAGUACAAACACAUCCCACAGUGAUCACCACCACCCUCAUUACCACGAGAACCAUCACUCUCCAUCUCCAAGACGCAGUUUUUUCAGCUACUUCAAUUGUUGUGUGAAAGCUUAAAACCAACUACAUGCAAAGGUGAAGCUGUGAAAGAUUACUUUUUUAUUUCCAGUUGUAUGCUCUUCUCCUUCUCAUUUUAUUUUUAGAAAAAAGAAAAAGCAAAAACAAAAUCCAAAAAAACUUUUUAUUUUUAUUUUUUUACCUAUCAGUAAUACUAUUCCACAAUAUGUAAUGUCCUUUAAUCAGUUGAAUAUAGAUUUGGUAAUGUAUUAAUGGAUUCCCCCGAGUACUGGAUUUUGUUUGGGACCUUGGGUUUGUGCUUUGCUGACGCUAUAGCGUUAUAGCAUAUAAUAUUAGGCUUGUAAAUUAUUCGAUCUUUGAGCAGAAAGAUGUUUUACGAUUA
Humulus lupulus (European hop) is the source of this 879-nucleotide messenger RNA. RefSeq lists its product as uncharacterized. Lineage: Eukaryota; Viridiplantae; Streptophyta; Magnoliopsida; Rosales; Cannabaceae. The transcript has 3 exons. The record is from RefSeq and is a predicted model, not a curated record. The coding region runs from base 228 to 536 and encodes 102 amino acids.